CUGUGUUCCUUCCAGUGCGUGGUACAUGUGCCCAUGGGAGUUCGCAGCUGUAAAAUUGGGCUUGCCGCAUCCUUGAGCCGUUUCGGCCGAGUCGUGUCGAUGUCAGCGAAACCAUUCUCCAUGGGCCGGCUCUUGCGCCUGUUGCUACCGGCCCUGGUGGCCGCGGGCUCGGUGGACCUCGAUGCCAUCGAGGUGGAGGCGGAGGGCGAGGCCGAGGCCGAGCGCGCGGAGGCCUCCGCGCCCGGGGUCGCCCUCGAGCCCGCGGACUUGCUGAUGAUCUCCAUGGUGACAGGCAAGGAAGACGAUGAGUUGACUCUUGAGAACGCAGACGAGGCAUGCCAAUCACAUACGCAAGCUGGCGACGAUUGGCAUCUUUGCCUCAAAGAGGAGGUGGAAGACCACUGGGCCGAGUUUAUGGAUAAAUCAGAAGGAGCCUACGGAUUCCGAGCGUGGCUGCAGCAAAAGGGCUUUAGUGAAGGUGGCUGCAUUUACAAUGGCAGGAGGAGUGAAGCCACAAAGGACGAGCCGUAUUGGGCAUGCGGCUACCCAAAGGGCAAGAAGUUCAAUGCCCUGUGCUGCGUAGACAUGCCCAACGUUGCCGUGAGGACCGCGGGCAGCAAGAAUUCCCAGAACCUCACCCAGGCAGAAGCCACCUGCAAGGCCUACCAUACCCGGCUCUGCGAGAAGUCCGAGAAGGUGGAGGUGAAGAAAGGAGCGAAAUGGGCGGCCUGGGGCGCCAAGGGCUGCGUUUUCGAGGCGGCCAAGAAGCUUUGGACCUGCGUCGCUGAGGACGGCCAAGAGGACAAAUACGACGCCCUCUGCUGCAAAGAUCCGAAUCCCUUGCAGGGCCUUUGGCCCACCUCCAUGGGAGAUCCAUAUGUCCAAGAGGACAUCGUGGAUUGCAACAACAAGGCCUUGACCCUGGACGGGGGCUGCGAAGAGUUCAACAAGCGGCUGCACCUCUGCGGGGGCCAGCUGGAGAACCGGAGCGGGUAUUUGGUGCACUGCGUGGUUGACACCAGCACCAACACCUGCAGGCCCAGCAAGGUCCAGUGCCUGCCGGAGAGCUGCAGCCGCGCCUGCCGGGGAGUUCGCUAGUCCACCCGACAAGCCCGUGCUGUCCUACUUGGGAUGGGUGUCCGUUCAAAAACCACCAGCCUCACUUCUGCUUGGUUGUUUGCCCGAAAGGGCGAAGCGCCAAAAGCCAAGAUGGCCUACAAAAGCCUUGAAAGGCAAUAGGGCGCGUGCAAAGAAAUGCGCAGGCAAAGAGCCGGCACAGAGAGACACUGCGCUUCCAUGGCAAAACAGGCAGAAGGCGCCAAAACCGCUGGUCCUGCCGCAUUGGAACCAAUGUGUUUUGUUGGACUUGUUUUCCCCUGCUGCGACCAGCAUCAAGACGACUUGCUUGACCUCUCGA
Messenger RNA from Effrenium voratum, 1417 nucleotides. Lineage: Eukaryota; Dinophyceae; Suessiales; Symbiodiniaceae. The record is from the annotation of a GenBank genome assembly.